AUGUCUAUAUGUUUUACUCCUCGAGGAAUUAUACACCUACCUGUCAUAAUGAAUGAGCUUUACCAAGCUCUAUCAUGUAUCUUAAAAGCUUUGAAUGAAGUAUAUAAGCAUGGCCUGAUGCACAGAGACCUGAGAUGGGACAAUAUUGCUCAUGAGAUUGGCAAAACCAAGGAUAAUGCAAACUGGUUUUUAUUGGACUUUGAUGAAGGGUCACAUACCAAUAGUGUAGAUGUAUGGGGGAUUGGUUAUCUACUUCAGACAAGUAACUUGGUGAGAGAAGAUGAUAAAAUCUUAGGGACACUAAUGAAACGAUGUCUUGCUGUAAAUCUAUUGGAAAGGCCAACAAUUUCAGAUU
Messenger RNA from Funneliformis geosporum, 355 nucleotides. Lineage: Eukaryota; Fungi; Glomeromycota; Glomeromycetes; Glomerales; Glomeraceae. The record is from the annotation of a GenBank genome assembly.